CGGCUCCAGCUUUCCCCCGAAGCGCCCGAGGUUACGGUCCCCGGGGUUCUACGGGGCGCCCACUUCCGACGGUCUUGUCCCGGCUGCGCCUCACCCCAUCUGCUCGCAGCUGCCCUCCUCGCUCCGGCUCCCGUCCCAGUCACGACAGCUUCCUUCCCUUUGCUGCCCCUCCUGUCACGCCUCCAGGGAAGAGACGGUCUCCUCUCCCUUUCUCCAAGAGCCCCAGCUGGCCGGCUGGCUGGCGCGAACCAAACGAUUUCUCCGGCUCGGCAGCGGCCGCGGACUCGGACAGCCCUCGCCCUCCGGUCUCGGGAGCAAAGCGCCCGACUCUGCCCAGCGAUCACGAGGCCUCUUGUUUCCGGGCGGAGCCGCUCCCCUCCCCCGUCCCACCGCGGCGUCAAACCCCGGACGGCCUCCUGCUCGUUGACUUCCGUCCUUGCCCGAUGAGGUUGAAGCCUCAGCGCCCCGGCCGAGCCCUCCCGGCGCCGUGCGGGAGAACCGGAUCCCCUUUCCGGACAGUUCCGCUUUGGCUAAACGAGGACGGGCCACAGGGCGACGGGAGAGCGGGUGUCGCCGAGAGGGAAGGGCGGCUGCUGAUCAAGAGCUCGAUUCCCGCGUCCAGCCACCGGGCACCGCUUGUACGGGGGUCCCUGUCUUCAAAUACCAGCUGCAAGAGCUUCGACUGUAUUGCCAGGCCUCACGCUGGGCGCCCUGUUUAGGCGUUUACACCGAAGUUGCAAAUCAUGGCACAGACUGAGAAGAAAGGAGGAUUGCUUCGGAAGUCUUCAGCUAGUAAAAAGCCAUUGAAAGAGAAGGUUGUGCUGAUGUAUGAUGAGAUAUUCAUGUCAGAAGAUCCCAGUAAGUGCAACCCUCGAUUUUGGGAGGAACUCUUCCUCAUGAAGGUGAAUUUAGAAUAUUUGGAAGGAAAACUGGAGUCUCUAGAUGGUGAAGAAUUAAUGAAGAUAAAAGAUAACAUUAACUGUCUGUUCCAGCGCUGCAUCCGGGCAUUGGGAGAGGAGCAUCCCAUCAGAGUUGUCAAUGCAUUACAGACACUGUGUGCACUGAUCCGUGGGGUCCAUCAAAAGAACAAAUCCACAUCUGGAUUUGACAUCAUCAACAUGUUGAUGGGCUUUGACAAGGCUGAAUUGUGCAUGAAGAAUUUGAUGGAGAGUUUGGACACACUGCUUUGUGCAGAAGGCUCUGAAAGCCUCAAGAGCUUGUGCCUGAAGCUACUGCUCUGCUUGGUCACUGUGACAGAUAACAUCAGUCAGAACACAAUCCUGGAGUAUGUGAUGAUUAACAGCAUUUUUGAAGCUAUCUUACAGAUUCUCUCUAAUCCUCUCAGUCGCAGGGAACAUGGUUAUGACGCUGUUGUCCUGCUUGCCUUGUUAGUAAACUAUAGAAAAUAUGAGUCUGUGAAUCCUUACAUAGUGAAGUUGUCGAUCAUAGAUGAUGAGACCACACUGAAUGGAAUGGGUCUUGUAGUUGCUCAGGCAUUAUCAGAGUACAACCGGCAGUACAAAGACAAGGAAGAAGAACAUCAAAGUGGUUUUUUCUCAGCUUUGACCAACAUGGUGGGCAGCAUGUUCAUAGCUGAUGCUGAUGAGAAAAUCUCAGUUCAAACGAAUGAGGCUAUCCUUUUGGCUCUUUAUGAAGCUGUUCACUUGAAUCGAAAUUUCAUCACUGUAUUGGCACAGAGUCAUCCUGAAAUUGGAUUAGUGACAAUGCCAGCAAGCCCAGUUCCAACAACUCCCGUCACUCCACUCGGAACGACACCACCUUCUUCUGAUGUUAUAAGCACUGUGGAAUUGCCUCUGGAUGCUGAUGUCCAGACCAGCAACCUGCUGAUAACGUUCUUGAAGUACAGCUCCAUUGUCAUGCAGGACACCAAAGAUGAACACCGGCUCCAUAGUGGCAAGCUCUGCCUGAUUAUCCUGACCUGUAUAGCAGAGGACCAGUAUGCAAAUGCUUUUCUACAUGAUGACAACAUGAAUUUUCGAGUUAACCUCCACAGAAUGCCAAUGAGACACAGAAAGAAAGCUGCUGACAAGAACCUUCCAUGUCGGCCACUAGUUUGUGCAGUGCUUGAUUUGAUGGUUGAGUUCAUUAUAACACAUAUGAUGAAGGAAUUUCCCAUGGACCUUUAUGUACGCUGCAUUCAAAUAGUACACAAGCUGCUUUGCUAUCAGAAGAAAUGCAGAGUGAGGCUUCAUUAUACUUGGAGGGAGCUCUGGUCAGCUCUGAUUAAUCUAUUGAAGUUCCUCAUGUCCAAUGAGACUACUUUGCUGGCAAAACACAACAUCUUCACUUUGGCUCUUAUGGUGGUAAACCUGUUUAAUAUGUUCAUCACUUAUGGAGAUACAUUCCUUCCAACUCCUAGUAGCUAUGAUGAGCUAUACUAUGAAAUCAUCAGGAUGCACCAGAGUUUUGAUAAUUUGUAUUCCAUGGUUUUGAGGCUGUCCACUAAUGCUGGCCAGUGGAAAGAACCAGCCAGCAAGGUGACUCAUGCAUUGGUCAACAUACGAGCCAUCAUCAACCACUUCAAUCCGAAAAUAGAAUCUUAUGCUGCUGUGAAUCAUAUCUCACAGCUCUCUGAAGAGCAGGUUUUGGAAGUGGUUCGCUCCAACUAUGACACACUCACCUUAAAGCUGCAGGAUGGGUUGGACCAAUAUGAACGCUACUCAGAGCAACACAAAGAAGCUGCUUUUUUUAAAGAACUGGUUCGGUCUAUCAGCAUCAACGUGCGGCGGAAUCUGGCCUUCAACACGCUCAGCCAGGAGGUGCUGCUGAAGGAAUUUUCAACCAUCUCUUGAAGCUGAGUUAUCUACCUGCUUCCUGGCCAGUCCUGGUGUUACUGUGCCCCUAUCCUCAGCAUUGACUGUAGCUCUUGAUUGUGGAGAGAUCUAACCCUAGAGAGUGUGUAUGUUUUUCCAGGAAGCUGAAUGGGAGAAUUUGAACUUGUUCCACACUCCUGGGCACAGGGAACUGAUAGUGUGAAGUAUACGUAGGAGUGGGGAAGAGGGAUCUGCAGUUACUGCUCUCUCUCACUUUCUCUGUGGUGUCAGCUAUACAGGGGUAAGACUUUUUUCCCCAGCUGAGCAAAAUUAGGGCAGAAGAAUAUUGCUCAGAAAGUUCACUGUUCUGGUUCUUUGGAAGUUGUGUGAUGCUGUGCAGCAUCUUAAAAAGAGAACGUGGAACUACGUAAGUCUCUAAUAGUAUGGAGCAGGCUGAGUGAACUCCUGCCCAAUGUACACUUGUGCUGUAAAGCCCAAAUCAUCUGCUAGGCUUGGGUGCUUUGAAUCUGUUGUCCAUGUGUAUUGUUAGCUCCUUCUCCAACUGAUAUUGAAAUUAGCACCUGAAGGCUUUGCUGUUCACUCUGAGUUAGUGCCUCCUGUUCUGAAUGGUGCUUGCCAGAGACUGUCCUCAAGAGUUUUCCCAGUGCCCAGCCUCAAAUAAUUCAUCUAGAGUUCCUUAGCUACGAGGCUACCUCUGUCAGUGCAUCUCUGCUAUUUCUACUGCCCUAUUUUAAGACUCUGGUUGAUAUUAUUAACAUGUACCAAUGAUUUGUUUUCAAGAGAACAAUAAAAGAGAGUGUCUCGUG
Pogona vitticeps (central bearded dragon) is the source of this 3601-nucleotide messenger RNA. RefSeq names its product armadillo like helical domain containing 3 (gene ARMH3). Gene Ontology annotation, cellular component: cytosol. NCBI's taxonomy places the organism in Eukaryota, Metazoa, Chordata, Lepidosauria, Squamata, Agamidae. The record is from RefSeq and is a predicted model, not a curated record.